UCCCAGGGGUGCCCACUGGGGCUGUCCGUGCCGCUGGCCCCGCGGCGGGCAGGCCGCAGCCCCGGACUACAUCUCCCGUCAGGGCCGGCGCGGGCCGCGGGCGGGGCUCCCGCGUCACUGCCCGCCGCCCCGGCCCGUCCCUCCGCCGAGCCGGAGCCGGAGCCGGAGCGUCCUCCCGGGCGGCGCCCCCGGAGCUGCCCGCGCCCCCCGCGCCCCGCGCCGCGCCCAUGACCCCCUCAGCGGGGCACUGACCGCGCCCGGCCCCGCACGGCCUCCCGUGUUCCCGGCGUGCCCCCUGAAGGGAUGGAGAGCUCCUCGGUGGCGUCAGCCUCCUCGGAGGCGGGGAGCAGCCGCUCCCAGGAGAUCGAGGAGCUGGAGCGCUUCAUCGACAGCUACGUGCUGGAGUACCAGGUCCAGGGGCUGCUCACCGACAAGACCGAGGGCGACGGCGAGAGCGAGAAAACGCAGUCCCACGUCUCACAGUGGACGGCGGAUUGCAGCGAGCAGCUUGAUGGCAGCUGUUCCCCAUCCCGAGGGAAGGGCUCGUCGUCUCACGAACACAACCAGAAUGGCAACAAGGAGAGCAACCUUGACAUGCUGGGCACAGACAUCUGGGCUGCCAACACCUUUGACUCCUUCAGUGGUGCAACGUGGGACCUGCAGCCUGAAAAACUAGAUUUCACCCAGUUUCACAGAAAGCUGCGAAACACCUCCAAACACCCAUUGCCUCACAUAGACAGAGAAGGGCUCGGAAAGGGGAAAUACGAGGAUGGUGACAGCAUCAACCUGAACGACAUAGAGAAAGUCCUUCCAGUGUGGCAGGGUUACCAUCCGUUGCCUCAUGAAGCUGAAAUCGCACACACCAAAAAACUGUUCAGGAGGAGGAGAAACGACCGGAGGCGACAGCAGAGACUUCCCAGCGGGAACAAGUCCCAGCAGCACGCGGACCACCAGCAGGGUGGCACCAAGCACAACAGGGACCACCAGAAGCUCUACCAAGGCGGCCAGGCCCCUCACUCCUCGGGCAGGACGGGCCACCACGGCUACAGCCAGAACCGGCGAUGGCACCACAACCAGAAGCACUCCCCCAACGACAAGGAGACGCACAGGAACGCCAAAGAGACUGAGAGCGCGCGGGCCGAGGACGGCCCCGCCUGCACCGCGGACGCGCCGCGCGGCCCCGAGCCCGAGGCCAAGCAGGGCCAGCAGUACGGCCCCGAGCCCGAGGCCAAGCGCAGGGACAGCGCCCACGACAGGCCCAAGAUCAACCUGCUGCAGUCCUCCAAAGACAGGCUGAGGAGGAGGCUAAAAGAAAAGACGCCUUGUCUUUCCCUUUUCACGGACCAGGACGAAGUAACGGUGGAAACCACCGACCCUGAAAAGAAUAAAAUGGACAAACUAAUUGAAAUUCUCAACAGCAUGAGGAACAACAGCAGUGAUGUUGAUUCCAAGCUCACCACCUUCAUGGAGGAGGCUCAGAACUCCACCAACUCUGAGGAGAUGCUGGGGGAGAUAGUCAAAACCAUCUACCAGAAAGCGGUGACGGACCGCAGCUUUGCUUCCACAGCAGCCAAGCUCUGUGACAAAAUGGCCCUCUUCAUGGUGGAAGGAACCAAGUUCCGCAGUCUGCUCCUCAACAUGUUGCAGAAGGAUUUCUCCAUGCGGGAGGAGCUGCAGCAGCGGGACGUGGAGCGCUGGCUGGGGUUCAUCACCUUCCUCUGCGAGGUCUUCGGCACCAUGAGGAGCAGCACCGGGGAGCCCUUCCGAGUCCUCGUCUGCCCCAUCUACACCUGCCUCAGGGAGCUUCGGGGAAUCGAGGGCGAGCUGGAAGAGGGCAUUGUUCCUGGGAUAAAGGCUUUCCCCAGGGAUGGUUAUGCUGCAGCCUGGGCACUGUGGGUUUGACCCUUGCCUGCUUCCAGACCUGGCUGUUCUUUGGGACCAGUGGUGGCAUCUCGCAGGACCGUGCUCUUGCAUGAGCCUUUUAUCUGGUGAAAACACUUUCAGCAGUAUAAGCAAGUUAUCCUAUCUCCUGUGCGUGAUGGUCUUAAGCAGCAGUGAUGUCCUACUCUCUCCUUUCAACCCUAUAACCCUCUUGACUCUGGCCUCACUUUAUUUCACAAAACCACUCUAAAUUUGUCCCCGAACACCCCCUUACAGGAUGCUGAGAAGUGAACACGCUGACAUCCUUGCUGCUCCAAAGCCCCUGCCCCAUAUCCAAACACCAAGUACCGUGCUGAGCCAUGCUUCAACAAUGCUUCACGUCCCCCAAAACAACUAAAACCAGGAGAAUAAACAAGGGAGUUUGGUUCUUGCAGCCUGGCCGUAUUUCUUCUUUUCUGUGGCCUUCGGCAGAGUCAGCAAAAUGGAGAAAAUGGGUGGUUAAGGCUAGGGAGCAGCAAAUGUCAUCUGAACCAUCAGAGCCCUGUGAGCAAUGCAAGAAGUGCCUCGUGGCUACUGAAGAUGUGGAGAUAAUAAAUAAUAUUAUUUGCCAUCUAUUGUUCACUGAUUGUCACCACUUUUGCCUUCCCUAGCUCUUCCCUAAGCACAGUUGGAGCUGGCUCUCCCUCAUCCAGCUCUGUGU
Prinia subflava (tawny-flanked prinia) is the source of this 2581-nucleotide messenger RNA. It is a transcript of the gene CTIF, whose product is annotated as cap binding complex dependent translation initiation factor. Gene Ontology annotation, biological process: regulation of translational initiation. The record is from RefSeq and is a predicted model, not a curated record. The coding region runs from base 304 to 1902 and encodes 532 amino acids. The transcript is spliced from 11 exons. NCBI's taxonomy places the organism in Eukaryota, Metazoa, Chordata, Aves, Passeriformes, Cisticolidae. Gene Ontology annotation, molecular function: protein binding; RNA binding; translation activator activity. Gene Ontology annotation, cellular component: cytosol.